Auxenochlorella protothecoides is the source of this 309-nucleotide messenger RNA. RefSeq lists its product as hypothetical. The record is from RefSeq and is a predicted model, not a curated record. NCBI's taxonomy places the organism in Eukaryota, Viridiplantae, Chlorophyta, Trebouxiophyceae, Chlorellales, Chlorellaceae. The transcript has 4 exons. The coding region runs from base 1 to 309 and encodes 102 amino acids.
AUGCAGGCAAGCGCGGCGUCAGGGAACACCUACCAUGUCCUUCAGUACAAGUUUGUUCCGGACAUGGAGACCAAGCGGGCCCCCGUACGCCAGGCGCAUCUCGACUACCUGAAGAACCUCGCUGAUGAGAAGAAGCUGGCAAUGGGGGGAGCGCUGGUGGAGCCUCUGGACUCCUCCCUCCUCAUCUUCCGCAACAUCAGCAAGGAGGAGGUGGAGAAGAUCGCGGUGGAGGACCCUUAUACCAAGGGUGACCUCGUUGCCGAAUGGACUGUGCGGCGGUAUAUGCGCGUCGUGGGGGACGCAGAGUGA